AUGUCGCAGAAGCGCGGCGGGCGGGAGCGGCCGGAGAGUCACGAAGAAGACGACAGGAAGGUAAGGAGGAGAGAAAAAAAUCGAGUUGCUGCACAGAGGAGCCGGAAGAAGCAAACUCAGAAAGCAGAUAAACUUCACGAGGAAUAUGAGUCUCUUGAGCAAGAAAAUACCUCCCUGAAAAGAGAAAUCGGAAAGCUAACAGACGAAAUGAAACACUUGAGUGAAGUGUUGAAGGAUCAUGAAAAGAUCUGUCCACUAUUGCACUGCACCAUGAACUUUGUGACCGUACCAAGGCCUGAUGCACUCGCCAGCUGCCUGCCAAGAUGAGACCUCUCCUUGAUUGCCUUUAAAUGUGAAGUGUGAAAGUGCUGUUAACAAGGGAGAUUUGAAGAACUGCCUACUUAUGGUGCAGGUAUUCCAUCAAAGACAGCUGAACUUGACCAUGCAGCUCUUCUCCACAUUCAAGUGUUAUAGUCUUCUGAAUCUCAGGAAAACACCAGUAUGGAAAAAAGACAACUUGAACUGCAACUUCUUAUUUGGUAGAAUCUUCGAGCCACGGUUUUGCAUUCAGAAAUGUCAAAGUGCGGCGCAGCCCACCAUCGCGUGAUGGAAUGUAGACAGGGAAAAGUACCGACCCUGGGCAGGGAUGCCUUUCUCCCACACGUCCACUGCCAGUAACCCUUUGUCACUUGUCAUCCAUGUAUAUCAUGUUCUGGCUG
Molecule: messenger RNA, 719 nt
Organism: Haliaeetus leucocephalus (bald eagle)
Lineage: Eukaryota; Metazoa; Chordata; Aves; Accipitriformes; Accipitridae
Gene: BATF3
Product: basic leucine zipper transcription factor, ATF-like 3
Exons: 3
Coding region: 1-327 (108 amino acids)
Biological process (GO): regulation of transcription by RNA polymerase II
Cellular component (GO): nucleus
Molecular function (GO): DNA-binding transcription factor activity, RNA polymerase II-specific; RNA polymerase II cis-regulatory region sequence-specific DNA binding
Source: RefSeq, a predicted model, not a curated record